ACACCCUCCCACCACCUCUGAGCCUCAGAGCUCUCUCUUUCUCUCUCUCUCUCUCUCUUCCUUCUUUCUCACUCUUUCUCUGUUUUCGGCAUUGGAAGCUUUUAAAUGCUUCUUUUUAGUCUCUCUCUGUCUCUUAAACCAAAAACCCACUAUUUUUAUUCUUGUAUAGCUACCGGACCAACCCACACUCUCUGACACUCCCUGACUUUCUUCUUUCCUUUGUUUAAUGCCUUCUCUUCCUACCUAGGGUUCCACUUCCUUAGCUAUCUCUCUCUCUCUCUCUCUCUCUCUCUCUCUCUUCCCCCCCGCUGUCUCCCGCUCGCUCCGGCUAUUUUCCGGCGAACUUUUCGCUUCCAAACCCACGAUCUCCCCGCUGACCUUUUGGAUUCCGACACGAGCUCUGUUUUUGUUCUAACUUGACUUUAUUGGAUCUUGGGUACUCCAAGUUUGUGUUUUUGGACCUCUAGUUUUUGCUCCUCUGCCUUAAAGAACGUUCAAAAAGGGUUCUUUUUGUUGCUUUCUUAAGUGUUAAUGUGAGCUUGGUUAUGGUGCUUUGUUCUUUAAUUUUGUAGUUUUGUGUUUGUUAGUGUUUCUUUUGUAUUUGUUUGAAAAAACAGAGGGAAAAAAAAAAAAAAAAAAAGAGAGGAAAAAAAAAAAAAGCUGUGGGUAUUGCUGGGUAUUGCUUUACUUUUGUUCCAUUUUCAGUUCAGACUUGCACAGAGCUUUUUCUCUGCUCUCGGUUUUUUGUUUGUUUGUGUUUGGCUUUUUAAAUAUUGAUAACUUCUUUUCUUUUUUCUGGGCUUUGGAUUCUCUUCUGUGUCCUUUCAUACUAGCUUCACUUCCUCAGCUUCUUGUGAGGUGUGAGGUGACUCUUCCAUGGCGGCCUAACAUUUUUUUUUCUGUUAAAAAAAAAAAAAAUAAUCUACUUGAAAAAAUGCCAUUAAAGCUAUUCCUUUUUCUUCUUCUUGUUCCUACUCUCAUACAUUCUUUGGACCCAGUUUUGAACGAAGAUGUUCUGGGGUUGAUCGUAUUCAAAGCUGGCCUUCAGGACCCAGAAGGCAAACUCAGUUCCUGGAAUGAAGACGAUAACAAUCCCUGCGAUUGGUGCGGCGUCAAAUGCAACCCUCGAACCAACCGAGUUACAGAGCUUGCCCUUGACAGCUUCUCGCUUUCUGGACAUAUAGACAAAGGCCUCCUGAAAUUGCAGUUCCUUCAGAUACUAUCCCUAUCCCGGAACAACUUAACGGGGACGAUAAAUCCUGAUAUUGCUCACAUUGGGAGUUUAACAAUUGUUGAUUUGAGCGAAAACAGCCUCUCCGGGCCAAUCCCAGAUGAGUUUUUUCAGCAAUGUGGUUCCUUGAGAAGAGUUUCGUUUGCUGGGAACAACAUCACGGGUCAGAUUCCUGAAUCUUUGAGCUCUUGCUUCUCUUUGACGGCUGUGAAUUUUUCUUCUAAUCAGCUCUCUGGGAAACUACCAUCUGGGAUAUGGUAUUUGAGGGGGCUUCGACUGCUUGACCUUUCUGAUAAUUUGUUGGAUGGAGAAAUUCCUCAAGGUAUUGAAAAUUUGUAUGAUCUGAGGAUAAUUAGUUUAAGGAAAAAUCGAUUCUCUGGGAGUCUUCCUGAGAAUAUUGGAAGUUGUUUGCAUUUGAAGUCGGUUGAUUUCAGUGAGAACUUUCUUUCUGGAACGCUUCCGGAGUCAAUGCAGAGCCUUAGUUCAUGCUCUUCUCUGAGCUUAGGAGGUAACUCUUUCGCUGGUGAAGCUCCGUACUGGAUUGGAGAUUUGAGAAACCUUGAGGAAUUAGAUCUCUCUGCCAAUAACUUUUCUGGGCAAAUUCCAAAUUCUAUUGGAAAUCUUCAGUUGCUGCAGAAGUUGAAUUUGUCCAUAAAUGGGUUUGGUGGGAAGUUGCCAGAGUCGAUGACUAAUUGCAUAAACUUGUUGGCUCUUGAUGUUAGCCACAAUCUGUUGGUGGGUGCUAUUCCUUCAUGGAUUUUUAAGCAGGAUUUAAGAAGUGCUUCACUAUUUGAAAACAAACUAACCGAAGGGGAAGAUCCAUGGCUUACAUCAACAGGGACAGACUCUCAUGGAGGUCUUCAAUUUUUGGAUUUGUCUGCAAAUGGGUUUUCUGGUGAACUUCCUUCAGAUAUUGGGGUUCUUAGUAGCUUGCAAGUCUUGAAUAUGUCCAGGAAUCAUUUCUAUGGUUCUAUUCCAAAAAGCAUUGGUGAGUUGAAAGUUGCAGACGUUCUUGAUCUUAGUGAGAAUAGGCUAAAUGGAAGUAUUCCUUCUGAAAUUGGAGGAGCAAUUUCACUCAAGGAAUUGAGGCUGCAGAAGAACUUUCUGAGUGGAAAAAUUCCUGCCCAGAUUGAGAAAUGUUCAUCUCUGCAAUCUUUGAUUCUGUCUCAGAACAACUUCAGUGGCUCUGUUCCUGUGGCCAUUGCAAACCUUACCAAUCUUCAAUAUGUCGACUUUUCUCUAAAUGUUCUCUCUGGAAGCUUACCAAAAGAGCUGACAAAUCUUUCCCAUCUCCUAUACUUUAAUGUCUCUCACAACCAUCUUAAAGGUGAGCUGCCAGUAGGAGGUUUCUUUAACACUAUUUCUCCAUCAUCUGUCUCAGGCAACCCAUCCCUAUGUGGCUCUGUUGUUAACCGUACCUGUCCUGCUGUCCAUCCCAAACCCAUUGUCCUGAAUCCAAAUUCUUCUGACUCUGGUGGUUAUUCCUCUAGAAAUCGUGGUCACAAGAAGAUUAUACUAAGCAUAUCAGCUCUCAUUGCCAUUGGUGCAGCUGCUUUCAUUGUCCUCGGUGUUGUAGCUGUCACUCUCCUCAAUAUCCGUGUGCGGUCUUCUAUGUCUCGUUCUGCUGCCCCUCUUGCAUUGUCUGGUGGAGAAGAUUUCAGUUGUUCUCCCACUAAUGAUCCAAAUUAUGGCAAGCUUGUUAUGUUUUCUGGUGAUGCUGACUUUGAUGCUGGUGCUCAGGCACUGCUCAACAAGGACUCAGAACUAGGUCGUGGUGGAUUUGGAGUUGUUUACCGAACACUCCUUCGAGAUGGACGUGCAGUUGCAAUAAAAAAGCUAACAGUCUCAAGUUUGAUAAAGUCCCAAGAAGAUUUUGAGAGGGAAGUGAAAAACCUUGGAAAGAUCAGGCACCAUAAUCUUGUAGCAUUGGAAGGAUACUACUGGACUCCAUCCUUGCAGCUCCUUAUUUAUGAAUUCAUACCCAGUGGAAGUUUGUAUAGGCGUCUGCAUGAUGCACCUGGUGGAAAAUGCCUCUCUUGGAGACAGAGAUUCAACAUAAUUCUUGGGAUGGCAAAAGGUUUGUCCCAUUUACACCAAAUGAAUAUAAUCCACUACAAUCUAAAAUCAACAAAUGUUCUGAUAGAUAGCUCCUGUGAGCCAAAGGUAGGCGACUUUGGCUUGGCAAGGCUGUUGCCAAUGUUAGACCGUUGCAUCUUAAGCAGCAAAAUCCAAAGUGCACUCGGAUACAUGGCUCCUGAGUUUGCAUGUCAAACGGUGAAGAUAACUGAGAAAUGUGAUGUGUAUGGAUUUGGUGUCUUGGUUUUGGAAGUGGUGACCGGAAAGAGGCCGGUGGAAUAUAUGGAGGAUGAUGUGGUAGUACUCUGUGACAUGGUAAGGGGAGCACUGGAAGAAGGCAGGGUGGAGGAAUGUGUUGAUGAGAAACUUGUGCGUAAUUUUCCAGCAGAUGAGGCAAUUCCAGUCGUCAAACUGGGUUUAAUAUGUGCUUCUCAAGUUCCGUCCAACCGGCCAGACAUGAGUGAAGUGGUCAAUAUUUUGGAACUGAUCCAAUGCCCUUCAGAAGGUCAAGAUGAAUUAGAAUGAAACUUACAGAAAUCAAGAAAAGAAAAAAAAAAAAAAAAAAAAUCAACAGAUAUAUGCUCAUACCUUGGUGAAGAUUAAUCCGGUUUGUUUGGUCAAGAAAAAAAGAAAAUACUAGAUUGUUGGAGGUCUAUUUCAUAUCAAUUUUAUUUUAUUUUAUUUUUGUAUUUUUCCCCUUCUUUUAUUGAUAUUUAUAUCAGUUGUAUUGCACCGGAUUUCUCUUCACCGGCUUGAAAUGGGACAAUUUCAAUACUGUUUUUAGGA
Molecule: messenger RNA, 4093 nt
Organism: Ziziphus jujuba (common jujube)
Lineage: Eukaryota; Viridiplantae; Streptophyta; Magnoliopsida; Rosales; Rhamnaceae
Product: probable LRR receptor-like serine/threonine-protein kinase IRK
Exons: 2
Coding region: 935-3832 (965 amino acids)
Biological process (GO): protein phosphorylation
Molecular function (GO): protein kinase activity; protein binding; ATP binding
Source: RefSeq, a predicted model, not a curated record